AUGGACAUCGAUGAGAUGUCAGCGGGUGGCCUGUCACAGGCACGACAGGAAAGGUCGCAAAAGAUGCUUCCUAUCCCUGGCCCUAAGGGCGUGGAAUACCUCAUCGUCCAAGGCGAUGAAGAGAUUAACAAGCGUAUUCAUAUGCUUGAUGUAUAUAAUAAAGCUCUAGUCGAGCAUGUAAAGGCACAGAUGCCUCCUCUGCGCCUUCGUCCAUGA
Molecule: messenger RNA, 216 nt
Organism: Peronospora belbahrii
Lineage: Eukaryota; Oomycota; Peronosporomycetes; Peronosporales; Peronosporaceae
Source: the annotation of a GenBank genome assembly